AUGAAUAUUUGUACUUGCAGUAAGAGACUAGUUUAUACAAUUUCUUCAAAUUCAAACUAUUCUCAACAAAUAUUUUUACCUUAUCAAUGUAAGUUAAUUUUAUACAUUUUGAAUUAGAACGUCUGUUCCUUAAUUAAUCUGAUUGCUAACUAGAUGGCAUCAAGGCGUUUCUUUAAUGCCUUUGAUGAAUGAUUGGAUGAGAAAAAGCUACUUGAUUAGUAGAUGACAUCUAAUUAUCCAUCAGGUUACCAAUCAUAAUGAAUUAAGGAACAAGGAAUAAAAUAUUACCAUUGAUUAGUGAUAUUACUUCAUGUUGUAAAUUAAAUUCCUGUUUACUAAAAUUAUUUUUAUUCAGGUAAAAUAUGGACCAAUUAUUCAAACAUACCAAUGUUACGUUAUGUUUCUAAUACUUCUAUUCGAGUAAAAAACGUACACUUAAAAGAACUUUUGAAGAGAUCAUUAAAAAUUACUUCAAUAACUUUGGGUGUAUCAAUUUUAGCAUUUGGAGGAUAUUCUCUAAGUAGGUUGAUAUUAUUUUUAAUUUGUAUUAAACAUAUUUAAUAGUGCCUACCUAUUGAAAGUUAGUGUAUAAGUAUUUCAUAUAUAUAUGAAAUAAUAUCUAUAUUAAUAACAAGUUUUACACUUUAUGGAUAUUUUUUUCAGUUUUAAUAUUUAACACUUAAUAAUUACUUUUAUUAUGAUAUUAAAUUGUAACUUAAUACCUAUUCAAAGUUUUUUAUGAAUUCUUUAGACAUGUGAUGUAGCAUCUAUUUGGAUUGUGGUCAUUUUAGAAUAGUUAAAUUGAUUUUUUAAUUGUUAUUGAUUAUAGACUAUUCAAUUUUAUCUACAGUAUGAAUCAUGUUGUAUGUUUUAGAAUAUAUUAUGGGUAUUAAACUAAAUUCAUUGUAGGUAUUCAAUGAAUUAUUAUUGUGCAAUAUAUUAAUCUUUAAAUACCUACAUUCUUUUUAGUUUAAUUAUGUAUCAUUUUUUCUUUUUUUAAUUUUAUUUAAUUUUGUAAAAUUAGUGUUUGAAGACAACAGUGGAAACAAAGAAUUUUUUCCAAUAGAAAAAAAAAAUGUUCCUUUUAUUAUUAAAAUGUACGAACGAAUAUGUUUUAGAAUUGAAUUUUAUCAUAAAGUAAGUUUAAUUAUUUUUACUUGUAAAUCAAUUUAGUUCUUACAAAUUUGUAUUACUUAGAUGUUCACAAUUCCUGCUACUAAUAGUUUAUUACCAGAUCCAAUAUCAGAUUAUUACGAAAAACCUCGAUAUACACUUGUAUUUGAAAUGACUGAUCUUCUGGUACACCCCGAGUGGAGUGUAAGAUAAUAAUCUUAACAAUUAUAAUUUUAUAUUUAUUCAUUUAAUUAUAUUUUAUUUUAGUAUAGUACUGGUUGGCGUUUUAAAAAGAGGCCAAAUGUUGAUUAUUUUCUGGAAAGAGUUGGAAAGAUGUUUGAAGUAGUUGUUUAUACAGCUGAAAAUGGUUAUGUAUGUUAAUAAUUUUAAUUAAAAUAAUAAUAAUAAAAUGUAUAUAUUGUUAACACAAUAUAUGUAUGCAUAUAUUUAUAAAUUUAAGAUUGCUUCUGCGAUAUUAGAUAAAAUUGAUCCUAAUGGUUGGAUUCAAUAUCGAUUAUCACGCCAAUGUACUGAAAUUCGAAAUGGUCAAUUAGUGAAAAAUAUGGAAAGAAUUAAUCGUGAUUUAGCCAAAGUUAUUAUAAUAGAUUGGAAUUCAAGUUGGACACAACUUCAACCUCGCAACACUCUGAUAAUCCCUCGAUGGAAUGGCGAUGAUAAUGACAACUCUCUCAUUGAUCUUGCAGACUUCUUAAAAGGUUUAAAUAUAUUUUCUUUUACCAAACUGUUUUAUUCAACAUUUAUAAUGUGAUAGUUAUCAAAUAUAAUAAAUUAUUAUUAUUAAUAGUAUGUUUAUAUUUAUAGUGGUAUUUGAAAAUAAUCAUAUUACUGAUGUUAGAGAAAUUCUUAAAGACUUCAGUCAGUAUGAUGAUCCUAUUAAAGUAUUCCGAGAAAAUCAAAGAAUAUUGGAGGUAAUAGUUUAUCUUAUUUUACUAGAAUUUAUUUUUAAAAUAUGAAUAUGAAAUUUGGUCGGACUAAUCAGCCACUUCUCUAACAGGUAUGUUAGAAAAAUGUAAGAAAUGGGAAGUGAUUAGAUGAUCUUGCCAGAAUUGGUCGAAAUCAAUAAGCUUCCUAUAUUGGGAAAAGUCUAUUUCAAGCAUAUUUUUUUUCAAAAAAUGUACAUUUUAAAUCGUUAUUUUUUUUUAGCAAAUAAUACAAUCAUUGUAAAACAUUUAUAUUUAAAUUAAACAGUAUUCAUCAAGUACUUAGUGUUAUUAUAAUUUAUAAUCCAAUUGAUAUAUAGGUUUAUAGGAUGUAUAGGUUUUAUUUAUUUUUGAAAAGAAAAAUCUAUUUUAUUGUUUUAGAAAGAAACUACAAUUAUUGAAGAUAAAAUUGAAGAAAACGAAAAAGAAAUUACAUGGUUUUCGUGGAUACCACGCAUUUAUUGA
Molecule: messenger RNA, 2519 nt
Organism: Cinara cedri
Lineage: Eukaryota; Metazoa; Arthropoda; Insecta; Hemiptera; Aphididae
Source: the annotation of a GenBank genome assembly